CAUAUGCUUUGAGACCUGCUUUAGAUUUUUUUUUUCCUGGAAAUCACAACCCUGAACCUAUCUUAAGAAUUGAAUGUAUUAUAGAACAAACCUAUGUAAGUCAGAAUUAUGCCACCUGACUCCUGAGUACCUGUCAGAUACAGAUAUGCUUGAAGAUAUUUUGCUGGUGAAGCGACUUCCAGUCAUUUGGAAAGGAUGGGAUGAAAAGGAACCUUGGUGAUAAUUUUGAUGUCUGCAAGAUUUAGUACCAGUGUAAUGGGAUUAUCGGUAACACCUUCACUGUAGAAAAAGCCACCUGGCGCUAUAACUGGCAGCAACUGAGAACUAAUCCUUUCCCAUCUCUUGGAUGUCAUUCAUGAAGCUCAAAGCAAUUUCUGCCCUGCUAACUGUGAUUAAUUUUAUAAACAACAACAACAAAAAAUCAGGCCUGUGGUAGCAGAGUCAACAUAGAACUAUGCUUCGUGGCAUUCUGGGAAAAACCUUCCGACUUGUUGGCUAUACUCUUCAGUAUGGCUGUAUAGCUCAUUGUGCUUUUGAAUAUGUUGGUGGUGUUGUAAUGUGUUCAGGACCAUCAAUGGAGCCUACAAUUCAAAAUUCAGAUAUUGUCUUUGCAGAAAAUCUUAGCCGACAUUUUUAUGCUAUUCAAAGAGGUGACAUUGUAAUUGCAAAAAGUCCAAGUGAUCCAAAAUCAAAUAUAUGUAAAAGAGUAAUUGGUUUGGAAGGAGACAAGAUCCUCACUACUAGUUCAUCAAAUUUCUUUAAAAGCCAUAAUUAUGUGCCAACAGGUCAUGUUUGGUUAGAAGGUGAUAAUCUACAAAAUUCUACAGAUUCCCGGUACUAUGGUCCUAUACCUUAUGGACUAAUAAGAGGACGGAUCUUCUUUAAGAUUUGGCCUCUGAGUGAUUUUGGAUUUCUCCGUGACAGCCCAAAUGGACAGAGAUUUUCUGAUGAUUAGCAUUGAUGUAUUCUUUAUAAUUAUCUUUUAUUCGGUUGAAUUUAUUACCGUAGUUUAAGCUGUGAACAUACCAAUAAAUAGUUACUAUUCA
Jaculus jaculus (lesser Egyptian jerboa) is the source of this 1046-nucleotide messenger RNA. It is a transcript of the gene Immp1l, whose product is annotated as inner mitochondrial membrane peptidase subunit 1. The record is from RefSeq and is a predicted model, not a curated record. Gene Ontology annotation, cellular component: membrane; mitochondrial inner membrane peptidase complex. The transcript has 8 exons. NCBI's taxonomy places the organism in Eukaryota, Metazoa, Chordata, Mammalia, Rodentia, Dipodidae. Bases 455 to 955 code for a protein of 166 amino acids. Gene Ontology annotation, molecular function: serine-type endopeptidase activity.